AUGAGCACCCAGAACCAGGAUUCUCAGAGUCCGGGCAUAUCCGCCAUAUUUGUCCAUGCUGGCGCAGGUUUUCACAGCCGCCAAAGCGAGGAGCUUCACCUGUGGGUUUGCAGCAGGGCUUCCUCCCUCGGCAUGGCGAUCUUAAAAGCCGGUGGGAGUGCAGUGGAUGCAGUAGAAGUCGCCAUCAAGUUCUUCGAGGACCAUGAGGUCACCAAUGCCGGAUAUGGUAGCAAUCUGACAAUUACUGGUGCUGUGGAGUGCGAUGCGACCAUUGUUGAUCAUCUUGGCCGCAGCGGUGCAGUUGGGGCGGUUCAAAAUAUCAAAAACCCAAUAUCGCUCGCAAGACUGAUACUGGAUGCCUCUACAAAGCCACUCUCGCUUAACCGCGUCCCUCCAAAUCUACUUGUAUGUGGUGGUGCCACUGACUUUGCAUACGAGCAUGGAAUGCCCGUCCUCCCUGGAGAUGUUCUCGUCGCCCCGGCCUCCAAAGAACGAUGGGUACGCUGGAAACGAGACCUUGACCAUGUUGCACGUAGGCUCCAGACACGAGAAAGAUACGCAGAGUUAGAUUCUUUUGUCCCUCGGCACGCAUCGCCACUUGCCAGUCGAGCGUCUACAGCGGCUGAAAGUAACGAUCCAUCUUCACAUGGGUCCUGUUUUGGUGGCCAUUCACCAGUCCAUGUGCCUCGAAACCCAAUUCACGUUGUCAAUAUCUGCCCUUCUAGAGAUCCCACAAGUAUGAUAAUCCCCAAUAGAUGUGGAUCCCCAAUGCUCUGUGUUUCGCGCAGCGAUGUUGCCAUGGAAGGUGACGGUGAAGUUGACGAAGACUACAUCGAUGACACUUUCCACCAAGAUUAUCUGCCAACUGAAGCGACACCUCAGCUGGAGGUCACUAAGAAGGCGGAGAAGCAACACGUGCGUUUGGAAGACACGGAAUUAGCUGAUGGAACGGAAACAUCGAGGUCUAAGGACGCCCAUGACCUCGCGAUAACUAAGGGUGAGGACGAAAUCACCGACACAGUUGGUGCCAUAGCUAUUGACUGUUAUGGCAACAUUGCCGCUGGCUCAUCUUCAGGGGGUAUUGGAAUGAAGUACAACGGGCGUACUGGGCCUGCCGCGUUAGUUGGAAUAGGAACUGCUGUUGUUCCUGUGGAUCCAGAUGACGAAAUGUGUACAUCUACUGCCGCCGUUGCGAGCGGGACGGGAGAGCACAUGACAACAACGAUGGCCGCCCAAACCUGUGCGGAAAGGAUCUACUCGGGAACUAAGAAAACCCCCGGUAAGCCGGGCGUGUAUGAGCCUACGACAGAAGAUGAAGUCAUUAAAUCCAUGAUCCAAACUGAUUUUAUGGGUAUGGUAAUAUCACGUUUUUGGUCUUGGGAUGAAACUGGCUGA
Molecule: messenger RNA, 1395 nt
Organism: Microsporum canis CBS 113480
Lineage: Eukaryota; Fungi; Ascomycota; Eurotiomycetes; Onygenales; Arthrodermataceae
Product: asparaginase family protein
Exons: 3
Coding region: 1-1395 (464 amino acids)
Biological process (GO): protein maturation
Molecular function (GO): threonine-type endopeptidase activity
Source: RefSeq, a predicted model, not a curated record